GAAGGUGGUGAUGGUGAUGGCGGUGAUGGUGAUGGUGGUGGCGGUCUGGGCGUCAGUACACUGCGUCAGUAGCGGCGGAUCACCUGCCGUGCACGUGCUUUGUGCGUCCCCUCGUGUGCGUGUCUGUGUGCGUGGUAUACAUAAGCGUGUCUGUGUUCCCCGAGUGCUGGGUGCCGUGCGUCGCCCUCCCCUCAGGCGGUGUCCCUCUUCCAGCACGCCCUCACCCACGCGGGCGUGGUGGCGUGAGUCACAGCCGCCCACGGGACACAGCCUCGCUCGUCCGCCCACCUCAACACCUCGGAUUCCAAUCAGUGAACAGUGACGAACUUAGGCAUAUAAGUACGAAAAUAAAUAAAUAAAUAAAUAAAUACAACAGGAAAUAAAAACAAGAGGAAAACAACUGCAAGCGAAAAGGAAAAAAAAAAUAAAUAAAUAAAUCUAUGUAGAAGCGAAAGAAACUGAAACGAAAACAACAAAAAGGAAGAAAAAAGAAAAAGAAAACAAUAAAAAAAAGCUGAAAAAAGGAAGAAGAAGAAAGAGAGGAAAAUAAAGGAGAAAACAAAUAUACGAAGUGAAAAAGGAAAAAAAAAUGAAGUGAAACUAAACGAGAAAAGGAAAAAGCAAGAAAAAAACAAGAAACAAACAAAAACAAGAUGAAUAAAUAAAUAGAAAACGGGAAGAAACCAUUAAUAACAGAGAGAAAGAGAAAAACACACAAAAAAUAUAUAUACUAAACAAAACAAACACAAUAGGAACUUUCCCAACUAUUGUUUCUACGGUGUGUGUGUGUGUGUGUGUGUGUGUGUGUGUGUGUGUGAAGGAGAGGGAGGGCAGUGUGCGAGUGGCCCUAUACACCUUGUGAUUGGCUCCUUACCUGCGCCGUGUUUACCUGAGCCGCAAACAUGGUGUACAGGUGUGAGGAGGUGCUGCUCUCCUACAACAAAUUCAACGAGACGAAGGACCAGUGGGACAGCAUCGCGGGCCACACCCAGAAGGGCAUCGGGUUUCUGGAGCAGUAUGGCCACUUCGUCAAGGAGCGAUGCCAGAUUGAGCUCGACUACGCCAGAGGACUCAGGAGACUGGUCAAAACCUACCUGCCAAAGAAGAAAGAAUGCGAGGACCCACAGUUUACGAGUGUGAAGGCGUUCCGGGAUGCUGUGAGUGAGACAGCAGACCUGGCGGGGCAACAUGAGGUGAUCUCCGAGAACCUGACCACAGUGGUGCUGGCAGAGAUUGCCUCUCUCAUCAAGGAGAUGAAGGAAGACAGGAAAAAGCACCUUGCGGAUGGUGGACGCGUGCAGCAGCAGUUGAGUCAGUCAUUGCAGCAGCUGGAAAAAUCAAAGAAGAACUACGAAAAGGCGUUCAGGGAAGCAGAGAAGGCGCAAGAGAACUUCCUAAAGGCAGAUGCUGACCUGCACCUGUCCCGAGCUGAGGUUGAGAAGCAGCGGAUGAAUGCCAGCAUCAAGAGUCAGCAGUGUGAGGAUAGUAAGAAUGAAUAUGCCAACCAGCUGCAGAAAACCAACCAGCUGCAGGGGGACCACUACAACACCGUCAUGCCAGGCAUUUUCCAAGGCCUCCAGGAUUUGGAUGAGAAAAGGAUCAAUAACUUCAAGAACCUCCUGAAGAAGAGUGUUGACAUUGAGCGUGCGGUCUUCCCUAUCAUCAACAAGUGCCUUGAUGGAAUAGUGUCGGCUGCAGACUCUAUAGAUGAGAAAUUUGACUCGCAAUUGGUAAUAGAACGAUACAAAUCAGGCUUCACUCCCCCGGGUGACAUCCCGUUCGAUGACCUGAGCACUCCAAGACAGAAUGGCGACUCCACACCCACAUCCCACCCUCCCAUCAGGCAGGACACCAUCAAGGGCACCAUAUCUGCAUCCAAGCUCAAGAAGCGUGGCGGCAUCUUUGGGAUCUUUGGCUCAAAUAAGUACCCUUCCUGUGGCUUCUUGAUACAUCAUAACCAUACUGCCAAAAAGAACAAUUUCUCAUUCUCCGAAAAGGAGGACUUCAGUGACCUGCCACCCAACCAGCGGAAGAAGAGGAUUCAACAGCGGAUUGAUGAUGUCACCACAAAGCUCCACCAGGAAACAGCUGCCAAGGAUGGUCUGCUGAAAAUGAAGGAAGUGUACGAGGGAAAUCCUUCACUGGGAGACCCCAUGAGCAUAACAGGGCAGCUCAGUGACUCGUGCCAAAGGAUUGAGAAGCUGCGAACCGAGCUGCAGCGUUACCAGGCCAUGCUAGAUGAUGUGGAUGGGGAUGGAAUAGGUGGUGGAGGUGCUGCAUCCGGUGGCCCCUCAACACCCAACGCCUCCCUUGCCCGGCACCACAGCAACGUCAUGUCCCCACACCACCACCACAACGGAGGCGCCUCCCCAAGGUCCUCUGUCACUUCCCACCGUACCUCCCUCAGCGACGAGUCCCUCUCCCGGUCAGCCUCUGAUUCCUCCGUCUGCACCAACCCCCCCUCCAACAACACCACCUCCACAACCACCACCACCACCACCUCCACAGCCACCAACUCCCUCCAUCAUGGUCGGGCUACCACCACCACAACCACCACCACCACCUCCUCCACUACCACCAACUCAUGUGGGGAGGGUGGCAGGUCUGCCCAUCCUGACCCCCUGCCCUCUCAGGGCUCGUCUCAUAGCCCGGAGAGCGGCAUCGGCCUCAGCCACAACUCGCUGCCUGGGUCCGACACCUACGACCAGCCAGACACGGGGGAGGACGAGAAUGGGGAAUUCUACGACACUGAGCCGCUGCCCAUCAUUGGCACCUGUCGAGCCAUCUAUAUCUUUGAAGGCACCAGCGAGGGCAGCAUGAGCAUGGCAGAGGGAGAGGAGCUGAAUGUGAUAGAGUUGGACCAGGGUGAUGGCUGGACCAGAGUCAGAAGGAUGUCCGAGUUUGAGGAGGGAUUCGUACCUACAUCGUAUAUUGAAAUGUCGCUCUACAAUAACUGUUAAACAUUCCUGCUCCUUAGGACUACAAGUUGGUAACAUUAGUGGCAGGCUGUCAUGCAUUUUGCUAAAGAAUUGGGGAAAGAAAAUUUUAAUAAAGAAUUAUCAUGCCAAGAGGUUUAGCAGGACCCAGGAAUGACCUGUCAUAAUAAUGAAAAACUCUCAUAAUAAUAAUCGUUCUUGGAAGUCAAGGAGCUUGGUAGUAGUGCAUAUAAGUAUUGUGCAUUGUGGCACUGGAUGCCCAUCUGUCAGUGAUGUGUGUUCAGGCCAUCCCAAGUCAUCGCUUGCAAGAAGGAACACCCUCUAGUGCUCAAUACGACAGGAUCCCUCCAUCAGUGUUGUCAGGAAGACAUCAUUUGUAGCAGCAGUCCUCUUGCCUCUCAGAACUUCAGGUACCCAGGUACAGAUGUGUGCAGGGAUGAUGACUUCAUUUUUAGGAAAAAGUUAUUGGACAUGAAUGUUUAGCAUAGGUUGAUUUUGUUUCUUUUUUUCUGAGUAUGGACUCCAAGGAAAGUACCAUACAUUAGUUUCUUUUAUUUGAACCAUAAUGUAAGAGUGGAAUAUGUUAUUUUUUAGUAAUGCUCAUUUCUCACAGUCAUCACUUGAGGAAGGGAAGUGGAGGGUGCAGUGGGGCAACAGUGGCAUGCGUUGUCCUCUGUCUUGGCCCGCCUGUCAGCAUUGUGCCAUUGCAACACCAGAAAUCCAAUCUAAUGAAUAUCUGUUGUACAUAGAAUUCAUGACAUAUUUGGCAUUUAGCUUUGGCACACCAUUAUCUUCUCUUUUUCCCCAAUGGCUUUCUUGUUCUGUAAUGCCCUUGUGUCUGUCUGUACACACAACUGACACAACAGAGCAGCAGCCACAGCAUGCAGAGGUGACCCUGUAUCUGCAGUGCUCCACCACGGCACGGGCCAAGCUACCGGUAUAUUUUUAACUAAAUAUUGUUUAUGCUUAUUGGCAGUACAGGAAGAACACCAUCAUGCUGUGCUGGCAUCAGUACACCAUGUACUACAUUACUCUGCCUUUUUUUUUUUUCUUAAUAGAUGAUUAUUUAAAGUUCAAGCAGGGUGAUAAAUGGUGUAGUCCAUGGAAAUAUUUUAAAUAUUGACAUUUUGUUCCAAAGUUUGCCAGUCUGCAAGUAUAUUGCAUUUAAUGGGAAGAAGUUCACCUUAUCUUUCAUUAAUUUUCUUGAAGAAAAUGCCUUAUGCAGUGUAAAAACAUUUCUCCUAAAACCUCAUGUUUACAAUGCUGAUAGUAAUUACAUCUGCACUUUUGUGUGUGUGUGUGUGUGUGUGUGUGUGUGUGUGUGUGUGUGUGUGUGUGUGUGUGUGUGUGUGUGCACAUAUAUAAGUGCAUAAAUAUGGCACUGUGCAUGUAUGCAUGUACAGUGUGUGUGUGUGUGUGUGUGUGCGUGUGUUUGUGUGUGUGUGUGUAGGGAAUAUUGGAAAUGAAUUAUAACCUUAAUUUUCUGUGUACUGUACUGAAUAAUGUUUAUGAAGCUGCAUUUUAUGUCUGGCUGUGCAUUUGUGAAUCAAUUUCAUAUACAGAGAGAGAGAGAGAGAGAGAGAGAGAGAGAGAGAGAGAGAGAGAGAGAGAGAGAGAGAGAGAGAGAGAGAGAGAGAGAGAGAUACACCAUCAUUUUCUUGGAAUUAUGAAUGAUGUCUGACCAAAUGUCACAAAGUUAUAUUAUGAUUUUAUUGUAGACCUGUAUAGUGUUUUUACUGCAUUGUCUGGGCCUCACAUGCUCAGGCAUCUGCUGGCUUGUGAAUAGCAGGGCUGGAAUCAUUGUGCACUUCUGUGAAGUGUGAUAAUAUUCAAAGGGUAAUAUCUCUUACCUGUAUGUAGCAAAGCUGAUAAUGCUCUUUGGGGUUUCCUUUUUAUAUUAUCUCUAAGUGCGUUGUCAUGAUAUGUAGAAGCAACACACAAACCCUAGCGUCAAAUACCAGGUUAGUUUUUGGUCAAGCAGAGUAACACGUUAUUGUCAAAGCAGGAAAAAUACUGUGAUUUAAUGGUAGCAUGAAAAUACUAUUAUGGAUUUGUAAUUGACAAUAAGGAAUGACAAACACUUACCUAAGCAAAACCUUGCAGAGUAAUUGCUCAUUAAUAUAUAAAACCAUCAGUGAAAUGAAAAAUAGACCACAGACAAUAAAUGAUAAUGUAUAUAAUAGUAUGCAAUGAAUCAAUACAUUACAUCAUAUUGUUAGAGUAUGUUGUUAUGUACUUGAUUGCCUCUAAUUCUGAAGGGAUUAAAGAUAUGAUUGCUUGUUUACCUACAUGAAAAAAUCAUACAUGAUAUUAGUAGCACUUUUGUUUGCCAUAUACAGUGAUCAACUAUCUUGUCAGUGAAGUGAAGCUGAGUUGCUAAUUCUGUCACAGUCUUCUCUUGUUUUCUUCCUGGUCAUGAGUCAGUGUUUCCUAAUGCAGCAGUGUUGAGCGCAGUGCUUCAAGGAGCAGUAUCAGCAGCAUGUGACAUUUAUACCCAAUUUAUAUUAUGAUUUUGUCUUCUUGUUCAUUGUAAACACAUCCCUGUAUGCAAGAUCAACUAUUCCAUCUCAUUGUAACCUCAAGAGACAGAAUAUGUUGAAGCAUGCAUAAUGCCCUGUCUCAUGCCUGAAGUCAACUCUCCCAGAAGGGCAGUUCUGUGCACACAACACAGAGUGUGGCUACAGGUAUGAGUUAGACAACACAGGGACAGGCUGUGACUGAUGAGGGUGGGCAGGUCUGCUGCUGCUGCCACCUGUCUGUCAAGUGAGACUGAUGCACUCACCCAGCCAUAUCUGAACAAGAGAUGCAACUCUUUCCAGCUAUUGAGAACUAUAUCUGGAAAUAUCCCCAUACUCUUAUUGGUUAACAGUUUAAGUGCAGAUUCUAUAUGAUUACUCGUGUACAUUUUAUUUGUAUUUUGUAUAUAUAUUUUUGUAUCAUUGUAUCAUAGUGUGUUUUUAUAGCAGUCAUUAAGGAGAUGCUUUUUUUUUUUUUUUCUUUUUUUUUUUUUUUUUUUUCUUUUUCCUUUCCCUCUUCUUCUUCUAUAUGCUUAUCAGGGAAUCAUGAGACACUAGCAGAUGAUGAUAACAAUGCUUGGCUUUCCAUGUCAGCUUUGUAGUUAAUCCCUGGUAAAUGAUGUAUUAAUAUUAUUAUAUCAAUAAUAAAAAUGCAAUGUCCGUU
This is a messenger RNA of Scylla paramamosain (green mud crab), 6116 nucleotides long. It is a transcript of the gene Cip4, whose product is annotated as formin-binding protein 1 homolog. The transcript is spliced from 14 exons. The record is from RefSeq and is a predicted model, not a curated record. Lineage: Eukaryota; Metazoa; Arthropoda; Malacostraca; Decapoda; Portunidae. Gene Ontology annotation, molecular function: protein binding. Gene Ontology annotation, biological process: signal transduction. Bases 903 to 2960 code for a protein of 685 amino acids.